AUGUAUGACCAUCGUGCCUCCGCUCAACUCGAUGGUUGGAGUAAAGAGACACGGCUUGGUCUCAUGGCCCGUAUACGGGCACGCAUACUUGAUGUGAGACCGUGUCUCUUGGAAAGAUCAGAUCAAAGUAUAGUGUUUAAUGACAAUGUCGACAGCGGAACUACCUCUGCUGCUACUAAUAUGACGAUAACUACAUCCACCUCUUCCACUAACGAUGUUAACAAGCAUGAACGGCUGUAUAAAUUAAAACAAGACUAUCAUAUUCUUAAACAGCAAUUGACUACUCUUGAAGAGGAAGUUGAAGCAAUAAAAAGUAGAAUCAAUGGAAAUAAUAAGACAACAUCCGGAUAUCCUUCUUCGUUUGUUCUGCAAAAUUGUAUAGUAAAUGGUAACCUAAGAGCAGGAUUGG
Molecule: messenger RNA, 409 nt
Organism: Wasmannia auropunctata (little fire ant)
Lineage: Eukaryota; Metazoa; Arthropoda; Insecta; Hymenoptera; Formicidae
Exons: 3
Source: RefSeq, a predicted model, not a curated record